This is a messenger RNA of Impatiens glandulifera, 638 nucleotides long. RefSeq names its product probable calcium-binding protein CML16. The record is from RefSeq and is a predicted model, not a curated record. Gene Ontology annotation, molecular function: calcium ion binding; enzyme regulator activity. The transcript has a single exon. NCBI's taxonomy places the organism in Eukaryota, Viridiplantae, Streptophyta, Magnoliopsida, Ericales, Balsaminaceae. Bases 90 to 575 code for a protein of 161 amino acids.
UUUCCCCUACUGUCUUCUCCAAUCCUCAAUUCCCCCUUUCCCUGUUCAUCCAUUUCUCUCUCCUCCUUCAAUUUCCCUUCUUCUCCACCAUGAACAACAAUCUCCAAUCAGACCAAAUCAACCAACUAAAAGACAUUUUCGCCCGAUUCGACAUGGAUUCCGACGGCAGUCUAACCCAUCUCGAACUCGCCGCCCUCCUCCGUUCUCUCGGCUUAAAACCCACCGGCGACCAGAUCCAUAACCUACUAUCAAACAUCGAUGCAAAUCGAAACGGGUCAAUCGAAUUCCAAGAACUUGUCGAGGCAAUCCUACCGGACAUGAACGAACAAGUUCUGAUUAACCAAGAACAGUUGAUGGAAGUUUUCCGGUCGUUUGAUCGCGACGGUAACGGUCAAAUUACGGCAGUGGAAUUAGCGGGUCAGAUGGCGAAGAUGGGUCAUCCUUUGACUUUUAAGGAAUUGACGGAGAUGAUGACGGAGGCAGAUGUUAACGGUGACGGUGUUAUUAGUUUUAAUGAAUUUGCUAAUAUUAUGGGUAGAUCUGCUGGUGAUUUUCUUGGCCUUAUUGUGAAUUAAAGUUGCUACAUUUUUAUUAGGGUUUGAUGAUUAACAUUUAACAUUUGGAUUAAUUUGAUUCAA